Penicillium paradoxum is the source of this 879-nucleotide messenger RNA. RefSeq lists its product as uncharacterized. Lineage: Eukaryota; Fungi; Ascomycota; Eurotiomycetes; Eurotiales; Aspergillaceae. Gene Ontology annotation, molecular function: ATP binding; MAP kinase activity. The coding region runs from base 1 to 879 and encodes 292 amino acids. Gene Ontology annotation, biological process: protein phosphorylation; cellular response to oxidative stress; osmosensory signaling pathway. The record is from RefSeq and is a predicted model, not a curated record. Gene Ontology annotation, cellular component: nucleus; cytoplasm. The transcript has 6 exons.
AUGACGGAUAUUUUUAUCUCGCCUGCGGAGGAUCUCUAUCUCGUGACGGACUGUAUUAUGACCGACCUUCAUCGCCUGAUUCAAUCAACAUUGAAACCGCUGGAUGGCAAGUUCAUCCAGUUCUUUACUUACCAAAUGCUGCGAGGACUCAAAUUCAUUCAUUCGGCUGGUGUUAUCCAUCGAGACCUCAAACCCAGCAACAUUUUGAUCAAUGAGAAUUGCGAUCUGAAGAUUUGCGACUUUGGACUAGCUCGAGAACAAGGUCACCAGAUGACCGGCUAUAUAUCCACGCGAUACUACCGAGCCCCAGAGAUCAUGUUGACUUGGCAAAGAUAUAGCUAUGCGGUCGAUAUUUGGAGCGUUGGCUGUAUUGUGGCAGAGAUGCUCCUUGGAAAGGUCCUGUUACCUGGAAAAGACCAUGUGGAUCAGUUCAGACUGAUCACUGAGAUGUUCGGGAAGCCACCCAAGGAGGUUAUGGAUGAGGUUUACAGCAAGACAACAACAGAAUUUGUGGAAUCCUUGCCUGAACCAAAGUCUCGGUCACUUCAAGCUACCCUACGAGGAGCUGACCCUCAAGCUGUCAAUCUCUUGGAAAAAAUGCUCGCAAUCGACCCGCAAAAUCGUAUCACAGCGGCGGAUGGUCUAACUCAUCCAUACGUCUCGACCUAUCGAGACUCCAACGAUGAACCCGAAUGCGAAAAGAAAAUAGACUGGUCUUUGUUGGACUCGGAACUGACCGCGGAGGAAUGGAAGACCCAAAUGUAUUUCGAGGUCUUGAACUAUCAUCGUGGCUCUUGUAAUUGGGAAGACAAUGAUGCUAAAGCUCAUGAGGGAAAUAUUGAGCAUUGGCUGCGAAAUGAAAUGGUAGAAACAUAUUAA